Messenger RNA from Scophthalmus maximus (turbot), 1870 nucleotides. Its product is annotated as lysosomal thioesterase PPT2-A. Gene Ontology annotation, molecular function: thiolester hydrolase activity. Gene Ontology annotation, cellular component: lysosome. The record is from RefSeq and is a predicted model, not a curated record. The transcript has 8 exons. The coding region runs from base 276 to 1151 and encodes 291 amino acids. NCBI's taxonomy places the organism in Eukaryota, Metazoa, Chordata, Actinopteri, Pleuronectiformes, Scophthalmidae.
CACAAAUGAGAUGACGGCGCCGACCACCUAUCGGCAAAACUGAAUGUGAUCUCAGACAGCACCCAAGAAAAAAAAAAGAAAGAAGCAUCACUCUACGGAAGCAGGGACAGGGAAGGAGGCUCGAGCUGUCGAUCACACACAAGUUGAGGGCGAUCGAUACUUUACUCAUCAUCACCCCUGAACUCCCCGGGGGGUAAAGUCUCUGUCCGGGACUGUGGCUCGAUCGUCUGCACCGCUCGGCCGCGGGACGUCCCACCUGAGACCGGCGGGCAGAGAUGAAGACGCCAACGCUGCCGCUGCGGCUGUUGCUGGUUCUCCCGCUGCUGACCGGGGUCUGCGUGCACGGGUACAAACCCGUCGUCAUCGUGCACGGCAUAUUUGACGGACUCAAGCAGUUCAAAACCAUGUCUCUUUAUAUACACAAGGUGCAUCCAGGUACGGAGGUGUCCGUGAUUGACUUGUACAGCAACCUGGCCAGUCUGAAGCCCAUGUGGAGGCAGGUCAAGGACUUCAGGAAAGCCAUCAGCUCCAUCAUGCAGAAGGCACCCGAUGGCAUCCAUCUUCUAUGCUUUUCACAAGGUGGACUGAUUUGCCGAGCACUUCUCUCCACAACUCCAGACCACAACGUGCAUAACUUCAUUUCGCUGUCGUCACCACAGGCAGGGCAAUAUGGAGACACCGACUACCUGAAGUGGGUAUUUCCAGACUUCAUGAAGAAGACAGUGUUUAAAAUGUGCUAUAGGAGAUUGGGGCAGAAAUUGUCCAUUUGUGGAUACUGGAACGACCCUCAUCAUCGGUCCCAGUACCUGCAGAGCAACAUCUUUCUGCCGAAGCUUAAUGGAGACAGUCCACACACUGACCUGAGAGUGUGGAGGCAAAAUUUUUUACGUGUCAAGAAGCUUGUGCUAAUUGGUGGACCAGAUGAUGGCGUCAUCACGCCGUGGCAGUCCAGCCACUUUGGAUUCUAUGACAGUAACGAACACGUUGUAGAAAUGAGGAACCAGGAGUUUUACAGGAACGAUACAUUUGGGCUGAAGACGCUGGACGCUCGGGGGGACGUGUCGACAUGUAUCCAGUCGGGAGUGAAGCACGUCCAAUGGCACUCCAACUACACAGUGUUCAUGAGCUGCAUAGAGAAGUGGCUCACAUGAAAAGGACUCACACAGUUUGAGAAAUGUUAACACAACGUAUUGUUGAACUGAAACGGAUGACGCGAUUGACCCUGGUUACACAUGCAGACACUGUAAGGUCUGUGGAUAAUAGCUAAAGGUUCUGCUAAGGUGUGCAGAUGAUGAUAUUUUAUUUAUUGACAUAUGUUGGACACAUUGUUAUGAACGUUUGAGCAGAGCAUCAGGCAGGAUGAAUUAAAAACAUUGAUGCCUUAACUAAGGACAGUAUUACAGAGAUGAUGCUGAUAUGGAUGUACAGUCUUAGUCUUCUUUCAUAUUUUUUAUGUACAUGAUUGUUGUAAAAGAAACGAACAACAAAAAUAAUAAAGGAACAAAAAAGUACAAAACAAAAAAAUGGGGGACAUUUACAUAAAAAACAGUUUUGCACAAAUAUUGUAGGUUUCUGUCAAAUCAAUUUAGCUUUUUUUUUUAGGUUGAGAGUUUCAAACAGUUAAAAAAAAUACUCCCUUUUGCAAUAACUGUGCCAAAUUGUAUUGCCUUGUGCUUCCAGGGUAUUUGCCCGUUGAUAAUUUAUUGGGUUCUCAGAUGAAACUAAGGGCAAUAGGCAAAUGUUUGAAUUCAGACUCGUACGAUAUUUGAAAGAGCUUUUAAAUUUUGUAAAUAUCUUCAAAUUUUCUUCUGAACAAGAAAGGGUUUUUUAUUUUUUUGGCGGAAAUCUGAAAUAAAGAUUGUAGAUGCAA